AUGAACGGCAACGACUCUGCCUCGCUGUCGCGCGCGACGUCCAUAUCGCGCACGAGCCAUCGCUCGACCCGCUCGCGCGCCCAGUCCCUCGUCCAGAAGGCGACGGCACCGCAAGACCUCCGCCCCUCGGACGUCCUCAUCGAGCGCUUCACCGCAUGGAAAGCCAUCGUCAAGCAGCUCAUCGCCUACUUUGAGGGCAUCGCCGACAUCCAGAACAACACCGCCAAGGAGCUCACCAAGCUCGGCGCCGUCAUCCAGGUCCCUUUCCGCGCCGGCAACCAGUUCCUCGGCGAAGGCGGCCUCCAGGACGUCUUCUACGCCGUCCGCGACAAGACGCGCGCCAUCGCCGACCAGCACGCCAACCUUGGACGCACCCUCGACUCCUCCAUCGUCCAGCACCUCCACAAGCUCCACGCCGAGAUCAAAGCCCACGUGAAGAACAUCCAGAACGACACCGGCAAGCUCGCCACCGCCGUCGCCAAGGAGCGCGAGCUCUCCGCCCGCCUCGUCGGCGAACUCUCCACCUCCAUCUCCGUCUUCAAGAACACGCCCCUCUCCGUCACCUCCCGCGCCGACCCCUACGUCGCCAACGCCGCCGUCCGCGCCCAGCUCACCAAGCAGGUCCACGCCGAGAACGCCCUCCAAAAGUCGAUCAUCGUCAUGCAGCAAAACUCGGCGCACUUUGAGGAGGGCCUCGUCCGCGCGCUCCAGUCCGCCUGGGCCACGUUCGCCGACUGGCAGGCCCGCACCAGCGCCGAAGUGCAGGCGACCUGGCGCGCGAUGGGCGACGCUAUGGCCGGCGUCGAGCCCGACCGCGAGUGGAUCGCGUUCAGCGCCCGCUCCGACCAGCUCGUCGAUCCCGAGACGCCGCUCCGCAACCCGGACCACAUCCGCUACCCGAGCAAAGAAGACCCGAGCGUCGUCGCCGUCCACGCCGGCUACCUCGAGCGCAAAAAGCGCUACACGCGCCACUACAAGGAGGCGUACUACGUCCUCACCCCCGCCGGCUUCCUUCACGAAUUCGCAUCUAGCGACCCGCGCCAGAGCACCCAGCCCGUCUUCUCUCUCUUCCUCCCCGCCUGCACCCUCGGCCCGCCCACGUCCGCGACCUCGCUCUCGGGCUCGCACAAGUUCCACAUCGAGCUCUCCCCGCUCAACAAGUCGACCGGCAAGUCGUCCAUCCGCAAGCGCAUGUCCACCCUCGGCCGCUCCUCCACCCAGGCUUACACCUUCCGCGCCCGGAACCACUCGGAGCUCAUGGAGUGGUGGAACGACCUCAGGAUGCUCUGCAGCCGCUACCUCGUCGCCAGCGAGAGCGUCGAGCGCGGCGGGCCCGUCAUGGCCGCCGUCCGCGCCGCCGGGUACGAAAGUGAAGAGGGGGUGAGUUGA
Punctularia strigosozonata HHB-11173 SS5 is the source of this 1389-nucleotide messenger RNA. RefSeq lists its product as uncharacterized. The transcript has 3 exons. The coding region runs from base 1 to 1389 and encodes 462 amino acids. Lineage: Eukaryota; Fungi; Basidiomycota; Agaricomycetes; Corticiales; Punctulariaceae. The record is from RefSeq and is a predicted model, not a curated record.